AUGCCCUACGGCAAACCUGUAUCUCGUCGUCGACGUCGAAGACUUCAGGGAAGUCAGACCGCAGAUUCAUCAACAAUGGUGGCAGCGCGUCGAAUCGCACGUAAGGCCGCUGCAGCCGCAAGCCGAGCAUCAGCAGCGUCGGAUCCCCAUCAAACACCACCCCAUGUCCCCCAGCACCGUCCAGCCCCUCUCGCCUCCCCUGCUCUCUUGUGUGCGGGCCACCGAGUUGGUGUGUGGCCUCUCCGGGAGAGACUGGUGCUUGCUACGGCUUUGCUGGAUGCUGACAAUCAACAGCUCACCUGGCCAACGAUUUCACGCCGUUUGGCGAAAUUCACGCCACCAAGUGGGAGUAAAUUCACACGACCGGCAGCAUGGUGCUCGGCUAGGGCGUGCGCCAAACAAUACGCACUUUUAUUGGAUUCGGCUGAAAUGUCAAGGAAACAGCAGGUGGACGUGGAGAAAAGCGCAGAAGAGGGUCGGGUGGUGUUUCAGGCACCGGGCGAUGUUGCCGCAGCAACGGGCACCGUCGGUUUAAGUCUCGCCGAGUUGAUUGUCAAGCGGCUUACCGUGGAGCGUGUUGAGGAACUGCGCAACCAAAUUGUCACUGCUCAACAGAAAUACAGGCAUGUCACUACUGCACUUAUCAAAGAGAAAAUAGCAGAGUUGGAGAGUGGAAGUCUUGAUGACCAUGUUGAUGUGCUCUGGUCACUCUUACGACAGCAAGAAGAGAACCCUUCGACCUCUACUUCCUCCGAAUUAUCUGACAACAUUCCACCAGUGGCCUCUGAAUUUUUGCGAGAACUCAGUGGUUGGACCGACCCCUUCGAUGUGCCCCAGUCCGUCUGGACUGUUUCUGGAGGCAAUGGAACAGCCCUGCGUAGCGUCCCUUCGGUAUCAAAGGUGACCGGUGCUGCCACAACCCCGAUGAAAAUGGCGGGCUCCAACAAAACCAAGUCUAUAUUGGAAAGAUCUCCGAGUGCUUCUAGUCGAAAGCGAAUUGACGACUCAAAUGUGGAGGCCGACGAAGGCUGCGAAGACGGAUCAACGCCCUCAACAAGCGUCAUGUCGGAGUCUGAUCUAGAUUAUGAAGAAGGAGAAGAUGCUAUGAAGCUAGAGGUGUCACGCUGUAUCAACGAGGAGCCUCCUAUGCCUGUCCUCAAAGCCAACGUGAGCAGCCCGAAACUAGAAGCGGAAGUUGGGUUUUCCAACCAGUCACACCAAUCUCCUGCUGCCGCGCGUUCCCCAUCCCAAGUUGAUGGGGAGGAAGAUAUGGGGUCUCAAAAGGACUCUUUUCAACCACGAAGCCUUCGAUUGCGUUUAAGUCGUCAACAGGACGGAAAUCUGUCGGUGAUAACAGACGACACCCACGUUCGACCACCGCCUGCAUCUCCUUCACUUCGUCUUCGUCUCUCUCUCUCCCCCGUACCUUCAGUCACUUCGCAACAACCGGCAUUAAAACAGUGGUCGACGGAAAUUCUUGAGAGGGCCUUUCCUGAGGCGAAUUCUAAGAACGCACUAAGCUCUCAAAAGAAGAAUCGCUCUGGGUAA
Messenger RNA from Mesocestoides corti, 1548 nucleotides. The record is from the annotation of a GenBank genome assembly. Lineage: Eukaryota; Metazoa; Platyhelminthes; Cestoda; Cyclophyllidea; Mesocestoididae.